CCUGACGGGUGGCCCCUCCGCCUGCGCCCCCGCUGAGCUUCGCGCGCCGCCCUCCUGCCCCCUCCUCCCCUCCCCUCCUUUCGGCUCCAGUCCCGACACCUCCGCGCGGAACCCGGGGAGGGGGAGGAGCCCUCCUGGGUGACGCCUGGGGCCCCGCUCGCCGGAGUGCGCCCGCCCCGGGGCCUGGGGCGAGGGCGGGGCUGCGGACUUGGGACUCCAGCCCCAGACCGCCCGCUGCCCAGCGGACCGGGCAGCUAGGCUUUCAGGGGACGAAGCCAUGACGGCGCCGCGGGGGCUCUGGCCCGAGGUGCAGGACACCUGCACCUCGCUGGGGUUGAUGCUGUCGACCGUGCUGUUCGUGGCGCUGGCUCGCGUGGUCCUCCGGCGGCAUAUGCACAGACCCACGGCCCACACUUUUGUCUUGGAGUUUCUGGCCACCUUCCAGCUCUGCUGCUGCACCCAUGAGCUGCAAGUGCUGAGCGAGCAGGAACCCGCGCAUCCCACCUGGCCGCUGACGCUAGUCUAUUUCUUCUCCUUGGUGCAUGGCCUGACCCUGGUGGGCACCUCAAGCAACCCGUGCGGUGUGAUGAUGCAGAUGAUGCUGGGGGACAUGUCCCCCGAGACAGGGGCGAUAAGGCUGUUGGCUCAGCUGACUGGUGCCCUGGGCAGCAGGUACUCUAUGAGCGCCCUGUGGAGCCUGGGACUGACCAGGUAUCACGUCAGCGAGAGGAGCUUCACUUGCAGGAAUCCCAUCCACGUCGAUUUGCCCAAAGCCGUCGUCAUAGAGGCCAUCUGCUCCUUUAUCUUCCACAGCGCUUUGCUGCACUUCCAGGAGGUCCGAAACAAGCUUCGUAUCCACCUGCUGGCAGCACUGAUCACCUUUUUGGUCUAUGCAGGAGGAAGUCUGACGGGAGCUAUAUUUAAUCCAGCUUUGGCACUUUCACUGCAUUUCAAGUGUUUCGAUGAAGCCUUCCUCCAAUUUUUUAUAGUAUACUGGCUGGCUCCUUCUGUAGGUAUAUUGUCCAUGAUUUUGUUGUUCAGCUUUUUCCUUCCAUGGCUGCAUAACAACCAUACGACUAAUAAAAAGGAAUAACUAUUCCCAAGGACUCGGACUAAAUGGCAGGACAGUCAGCUGGCCACAGAGACUGUGUCACCUCACAGUCAACACACUGGCUGCACUGGAGUCGUCAGCGCCAGCUUCCUUGGAGGAAGCUACCUUAGCUCUCCUCACUGGGACUUAAAAAUUUACUGUGCAACAAGGUACUCUGUGUUUCUCAGUUAUGACUUCUUUCAAGUGUGUAUUAAAUGCUGCUAGAAAAGACCCACUACAUUAAAUAUAAAUCUCAAGUGAUAAUCGUUCAUUUUGAUGGGGAAAAAAGUGAGUACAGGCUGAGAAGGGAAAGGAAGGUGAUGGCAGGCCCAAAGGAGGAGCGUGUGUAUCCAGCGUCUCUUGAGUGAACAGGAUCUUUAACUAAGUGCACAGCACCAUGUGCUCACAGAGCCGCGGAGAGGCCUCUUUCCAGCCAGCACCUCACACCUGAUACCUGGUGUCGCCUCUCAGUAGGAAAGUUGCUUUGGAAGUAGAUUAUAUAUCUAUUCACACUCAAGGGUUUUCCUACAUUUUAAAUAUAUUCUAAUCUAAAAUAUUUUGUUUAAGCAAAGAGACUCCCUAGCUUUAGGCAAGCUGUUCCUCUUUAUUAGGCUAUAAUCAAACAAAGCACCCACACAAUUUGAGGGGGUAAGCUUUUCACACUCUUAUUUGAUCCUAAUCAAAGUAGGUGGGGCAUGUAUUUUUAAUCUGUUCUACAAAUAAGGAAACUAAAUCUAGGGGGGCUGCUGCCCUGCCCAAGGUCAAAUGUAGCCAAAUACCCUCUUGAGGACUCCUACUUCGGUGCAGGUUCCCCAUCAUCAGUAUGACUAAAGGGAAACUGAAGACUUUGAAGAAACAUUAGAUACUUUGUAACGUUAAAAUUUGUUUAGGAAUUAGCUUUUUUUUUUUUUUUUAAGGCUUAAAGAACCUUUGAAUUUUCCUCUACUAGAGCCCUCCUUUAUUGUACGAGGUCUGCUUUAUUAAAAGUCCAGGCCAUGAGUUAGGUGUGUUUCUCUCCAAGGGCAAUUCCAUUAUCAGGAUUAGAAUUGAAGUAAAAAAAAUAGGGGGUGAAAUAAAAUCUGUUUGAGUAAUAAUCAAUUAAGCAAGUGAUAAAUUGCCAGGUAAUUUAAGUGCAGCUUGGCGAUCAGCUUCUAGAUAGUUCCUGUCUUUGCUCCUGCAGCCUGAACCGCCCAGGCCACCCGACAGGCAGCGCGCCAGUGUGCAGGUCGUGGACUCCCAGUGCACACCGAGGCAGCUCCUGUUCUAGAAGCAGAGUUCCUGAAAUUGUGACAGUGGCUGAAUGCAGUCUCUGACACGUUUAAAACAUAGAAAGCUAGUAUUUUAAGUCUUUUUACCAUAAAAAUCCAGUUUCUCUUGCAAAAUAUCAAAAGAUCUAGCAAUAGUAGGCCUAAAUUCUGCCAUGGGAACAACAGAAAGUAGUUGUUCCCUUUAAAGUGGUCCCUUUGGCCCUGGCCUGCGUGGCUCGGUCAGUUGGGUGUCAUCCAGCAAAGUGAAAGGUCACUGGUUGGAUUCCUGCAGGGCACGUGCCCGGGUUGUGGGUUUGGCUCCCUGUCGGGUGUGAGCAAGAGGCAAACUAUCAAUGUUUCUCUCACAUCGAUGUUCUCUGCCUUUUUCUCCAUCCCUUCCCCUUUCUCUAAAAAAUAAAUAUUUUUAAAAAAACUAAAAUAAAACAGUCCCUUUGCCACUCUCAUUUCACCUGUAUCAUGGCUGUUUUUCUUAGACUUUUUAAAAAUGCAUGUCUCUAUCAUGAGGACUCUGUGGCUUAAGAAAAAUGAGUAUCAGUUUGUGAAAACACCCAGCUCUCUAAACUACGCUUGUCAGAAUUUGAACUGGUGGCACUGAUGACACUGCUUUUCCUGAACCGCAGCAUUUUCUCUACCACACCUCUGGUC
Messenger RNA from Artibeus jamaicensis (Jamaican fruit-eating bat), 3003 nucleotides. It is a transcript of the gene AQP11, whose product is annotated as aquaporin 11. Bases 278 to 1093 code for a protein of 271 amino acids. Gene Ontology annotation, biological process: transmembrane transport. Lineage: Eukaryota; Metazoa; Chordata; Mammalia; Chiroptera; Phyllostomidae. The record is from RefSeq and is a predicted model, not a curated record. The transcript has 3 exons. Gene Ontology annotation, cellular component: cytoplasm; membrane. Gene Ontology annotation, molecular function: channel activity.